CCACGACCUAAUAAAAGGAAAUCAUGAGAGCCUACUUGACAAUUAACUCUUUUCCUCGUUGAUAGUGGUGCAUCCGUUUCCAGUUGCCAGAAAUCGAAGGAAAGAUUCUUCUCAAAUAAAUAGGAGGGUUUCAGCGCAGGCCUUACGUAAGAGGAGUCAAUAUGAAGAGACAGAACGUAAGGACUUUGUCGCUGGUGGUGUGCACCUUUACUUACUUAUUAAUCGGAGCGGCGGUUUUCGACGCCCUCGAAUCUGAUACCGAAAGGAAGCGAUGGGAGUUCCUAUCAGAGGUCCGCCGUAACAUGAUGAGGAAGUAUAACAUCACUCCUGAGGACUACAGGAUGGUCGAGAUCGUCAUAAUUGAGAACAAACCCCACAAAGCCGGGCCACAAUGGAAAUUCGCCGGGGCCUUUUAUUUCGCCACCGUGGUCCUUGCGAUGAUCGGUUACGGCCACUCCACGCCGGUCACGAUCGGUGGAAAGGCCUUCUGCAUGGCCUACGCCAUGGUCGGGAUCCCUCUGGGUUUGGUCAUGUUCCAGAGCAUCGGUGAGCGUCUCAACAAGUUCGCUUCCGUGGUGAUCAGACGCGCCAAAAAGUACAUGAAGUGCCAGAGAACGGAAGCGACGGAGAUGAACCUGAUGCUGGCGACGGGGAUGCUGUCGAGCAUCAUCAUCACCACCGGCGCCGCCGUGUUCUCUCGUUACGAGGGUUGGAGCUAUUUCGACAGUUUCUACUACUGUUUCGUCACGUUGACCACUAUCGGCUUCGGCGACUACGUUGCUCUUCAGAACGACCAAGCCCUGUCGAACAAGCCAGGCUACGUGGCCCUGAGUCUGGUGUUCAUCCUCUUCGGGCUCGCGGUGGUGGCAGCCAGCAUCAACCUGCUGGUCCUGCGCUUCAUGACCAUGAACGCCGAAGACGUACGUCGCGAGGACAACGAGCUGCAGUCUGCGUCUCACCACGUGCUGACCCUGGACGGGGAGGUGGUGACCGUCAAUGGGAAACUUCUCGCGGGCCAUGUGCCCAUGGUCCAUGACAUGGAUGACUGCGUGAGCGUGUGCUCUUGCACAUGCCUGGGAGCGGCCAACUCGGAAUUGUUGGAUUCUUCAGGAUACCAGGGUUACAGACCACCGUCGAUCACCGCCAGCCUCCGAGUGAAGCGCGCAUCCGUCUGAUGGAGGGAGUUCCGUCGCCGCAGCCUGCGUCGCCGACUUGCCAGGGUCGACAGCAGGGAAGUCCUCGGCAUGGACGCGUGAGGCCGAGGUCUCCGAAUCGAUCUCGACCUCGGAAUUUGAAGGCCUCCGGGUCAAGGAUAUAGCUUGGACCCGGGGUAGCGGAUCGCGACGCCUAAUUCAACGUUCCUAAUUCUGCGACGGGAGGAUCGGAUCUAGAGGAGAAGGGAAGGAGGAGGAACGAUGAACGCGAGAUGAUGUCGUUAAAGGACGAUGCGCGAUGCAGGUAUAGAGUUCGAUUACUGGAACGCGGCCUCGAUCUGGCCUCGAUCUGACUUCAAUCGGAUUUCGAUCGCGAGCUCUUGGCCGGACCUCGCAGCGCCAAAGACUGAUCGAAGCGCAAGAAGUCGGAAAAUGUUCGAUUAUACUAGUCGAUCGUUACGGAAUCGACGAAUGUCCGGGUGAUCGAGGACGUAAGAACGUCCCGAAGGUGGUAGUCAUGGUGACAAUUUUAGAAAGCCCCAUGGAGUAACCCGCGCCGUAUACAGUGCACUUAUCCAUUAUAGUCUUAUUCACGUCAGCAGGAUGUAAGUACGCGCGACGACCUAAGCUUAUCGACGGAGAUGCCUAUAUUUUUUAAGAGCAGGCAUAUUCCUUUUUUCUAAUAAACGCCAUGUAUACAUCCUCUUUCUUUGGUCAGUUUGUUCGGUGAGUGUUCCUUCUGUCGGGAAGAUAACUUCCGGUGGACUACAGAGAUGCGUUGGGAGAUUGCUCACGGGCAGGAUCGUGCGAUCGCAUCCUGUACUGCCCUCUGGUU
Molecule: messenger RNA, 1989 nt
Organism: Orussus abietinus
Lineage: Eukaryota; Metazoa; Arthropoda; Insecta; Hymenoptera; Orussidae
Gene: Task7
Product: two pore potassium channel protein sup-9
Exons: 5
Coding region: 162-1175 (337 amino acids)
Biological process (GO): potassium ion transmembrane transport; stabilization of membrane potential
Cellular component (GO): membrane
Molecular function (GO): potassium ion leak channel activity
Source: RefSeq, a predicted model, not a curated record